CGCGAGCCCGAGUUCACUGUCCGUGGUGCUGAAGCUGCGCGUGCCGGCGGCUCGAGCUCAGAAGAAGGAGGGGGGGGAACACGAUCGGAGCGGCCGCCCUUCGCACAGCACCGUUCUCUGCGCGGAGCAUCGAGCGGCUGUAGCCCGUCCAGCGCGAGGAUAAGUGCCGGUUUUAGGGACGAUAUAUCUUAGAGAGGCGAAUCCAAGCUCGGAGCAUCUCUUCUGCACAAAUAAGGAAGGAGAUUCGCUUCUAUUCGCAUUUCGCUUGAAUGCGCGCCGCGGUGUCCUGUGUGUGUGCAGCAGUCCGUUUUUCGUCGCUGAAACCGUCCAACUCUCUCGCCUCGCAUCCUUUAUGCACAGCACGCUCGUGCCGGAGCAGCAUGGCUUUGUGCUGUCGCGCGCACUGAGGGACAUGGAAGCCAAGCAGCACUCGAUCAAGAGCCUGAAGAGCUACCCGGAGACGGGGGGUCGGAGCCUGGCGGCGGCGGCGGCGGCGGCGGCGGGCGGGGACGUCGGCGGCGGCGGAGGAGGAGGAGGAGUGGGCUGCCGUGCCGGCGCCGCGGAGCUGGAGAUGGAGGCGAAGAUACAGAAAGCGGUGGAAUUUAAGCUGGAGGGCCACCGGUGCUACAAGGAGAAGAAAUUCCGGGAAGCGAUCGGGAAGUACCACCGGGCUCUGCUGCAGCUCAAGGGUGUGCACGUCGCCGAGGGCACCACGGGCUCCGAGGUGAACCUGCUGAACCAAGCGGCGGCCAAGCUCACCGAGGAGCAGCAGCGAGCCGUGGAGAGCACGGAGAUCGAGUGCUACGACAGCCUCACCGCGUGCCUCCUUCAGUCGGAGCUGGUGAACUACGAGCGAGUCAAGGAGUACUGCCUGAAGGUGCUGAGCCACCAGCAAGACCACUUCAAGGCCAUGUACCGCGCCGGCAUCGCCUAUUACCACCUGGGCGACUACGACUGCGCCCUGCGCUACCUGCAUGACGCCAAGAGCCGUGAGCCUACAGACACUAAUGUGUUGCGGUAUAUCCAGCUGACAGAGAUGAAAAUGAACAAGAGUGGCCAGCGGGAGCGAGAGAGCGGCAAAGAAGCUCUGGGCUAAUCGCCCCGCCCCACCCCUCCUUCCGCCUUGCCUCCACCCUAGUCCCCCCCCACCCCGACUGCUACCCGCCUCUCCCUCCUUCCAGUAAACACCUGUCCCCCAAAUGCCCAGGGACCGGGGCGCCGCCCAGCGGUGGGCACAAGCAGCGCAUCGACUUCCCCCGCCAUCCCCUCAAUCAUACCGACAGACAGAGACACGCACGCACACACACGUACACGCACUCCUAACCCUUUGCUUUGGAACUAUUGUUCAGGCUCAGACUGAUGAAAUGAGCAACCCAACAAAAAACAAAGGAGAGUACCGAAAGCAAACUAUUAUAACACUAAUAGCAACGGUCGCGAGAGUAAUAACGCGACGCAUUAGAACCGGAAAGGCCUGCAAAAGACGGGGGAAAUAACCGAGAGACAUGUCACGUGCGUAAAUUUCCUUUCUUUUUCAGUUGAGCAGAGAAGUGAGGCCCAGGGUUCGUAGGGGAGGCCGAGACGCCUGCGUGCGACUCCAUCAGCCGCGUUGGUUUGGGAGAGGAGGACGCGACGCCGACCGAAAGAGGCCGCGGUCCUUUUUUAGGCCAGACGAUUUAGAACGCAGCACUGUGCCGAACCGCACUAUAAUUCACGGAAAAUCCACACCUACUCAGAGAAAAUAGUGCCCGCCCCACCCCUUCCACCUCAGGCUAUACCACUAUUUGAGCGAGGGGGGGGGGGUGAAGGUCCUUUCCUCGACGUAGCCUCUUGUCUUUUUUGAUACCGAAAAGAAACCGGCCCGGUUUUGUUUUCAUUUUAUAUCUUUCCGCUUUUUUUCUUACUUGCUUGUCCAAGCGGGACUGUUUGACCUCAAGGGCUAAUUCAGUGUUCGUAGUUUCUUCGUCGAUAUCCGAUUUCACUCAGCGUUCUGGAUGACGCCGUCGUCGCGAUUCCGAUUGUUUCCGUAAUCAAGCAAGUACGCGUACCUUUUUAUGUUACUGUUAAAAAAAAA
Molecule: messenger RNA, 2071 nt
Organism: Scleropages formosus (Asian bonytongue)
Lineage: Eukaryota; Metazoa; Chordata; Actinopteri; Osteoglossiformes; Osteoglossidae
Gene: ttc9b
Product: tetratricopeptide repeat domain 9B
Exons: 3
Coding region: 353-1096 (247 amino acids)
Molecular function (GO): protein binding
Source: RefSeq, a predicted model, not a curated record